Messenger RNA from Halichondria panicea, 1136 nucleotides. RefSeq lists its product as uncharacterized. Lineage: Eukaryota; Metazoa; Porifera; Demospongiae; Suberitida; Halichondriidae. The record is from RefSeq and is a predicted model, not a curated record. The coding region runs from base 259 to 1017 and encodes 252 amino acids. The transcript is spliced from 3 exons.
UCGGAGACGGUAUACUAUGGGACUUAAGCCCUGUUUACACGCAGCAUCUAAUGCGCAUUGUAAAGCGCAUUACUACUAACGAGGUCUAGUCUAAACGCACUAAUGCGCUAUCAAAACCGGCUUACGUAAACCGCCUACCUGAUGUGGUUUGAAGCCGGAUCAAUGCGGUUUAGACAGUAGUGUAAACAGCUGCAAGCGCAUUAAAGGAAUGCAAAGAAUUCAUUUGUGGCAUAAGAAGUCCUAUAAGAAGAGAAGACAAUGAACAGAGGCACAUACUGGAGUGACAAUGAAAUGAAGGCACUAAUAGCUAUCUGGGGAGCUAGUGACUUGCAGCAGCAACUGGACGGAGCUGUAAGAAAUAAAGUAAUUUACGAAAAAAUAGCACAAGAAAUGAAGAAAAAGGAAUAUGAAAGAGACUGGACGCAAUGUAGGAUAAAAAUUAAAAACUUAAAAACAAACUACAAAAAAGUAAAGGAUAGCAAUAACAAGACUGGGGAAAGGAGGAAAACAUGUAAGUUUUAUGACGAGCUGGAUAGGAUUCUGGGGCACCGACCAGCCUCCGCUCCAUCUUUCCUCGUUGACACAAGCUCUGAGAUGGAGGAAAGGGUGGAUGAGAUUGUGGAGGAUACAGACGAUGGCAGUCAAAUUCAGCCACAGUUUCCAGUGGAGAGUGCCGGUGCUGUGGCCAAUACUGAAGGAGAGGCCAGUACCUCUGAAAAGGAGAAAACAGAUGAAUGUGCUCCCCCUAAAACAAAAAACCCCAGAAAAAACAAGACAGAAAAGGCUAUGGAGAGGCAGACGGAGACAUUCUUAAGCUACCAGAGAGAAGCAGAGGAAAGAUUUGAAAAAAGAGAGGAAGAAAGAUGGGAUAAAGAGAGAAAAUUAGAAGACGUGAGAAGAAAGGAGGAACAGGCACACCAACUACAGAUGAUGCAAAUGCUUGGACAGAUGAUACAGCAGCCAAGACAGUACUUCCCGCCACCAUCACAAUCAUUUAACCAAGACUCGAAUUACUAACUUCAAUAAUCAAACGUUAUAAUUAUAAUCAUAGUAUUACAGUCCUUAUUACAUAUAAUUAUACGUCACAUUAAUAUCAUGUACUGAAAUAUUGUGUUAAUGCACUCCUUAUCUGGUCA